GCACGUUAGCAAGAAGAACGGAUGGCAGUGGGAGUUUACUCGCUCGCCUAUGCAUUCUCAGAAGGCUGCUCGAUCUGCGGCCCCUUUUCCUGCAUCUUUUCUUCAUGCAAAAGGCAUGGAUCUGGGCCUGUUCCAGUGAAAGCAAGAUAUACUUCACGUCGGAAUUGAAAAAGGAAAAAGUUUCUUCCAGUCCGCAAAUGGCACAGAAAGAGAAGCUACAAAGUCUGAAAGAUUUCCACAAGGACACACUGAAGCCUUCGCCAGGGAAGAGCCCAGGCACUCGACCGGAGGAUGAGGCAGAGGGCAAGCCUAUCCAGAGGGAGAAGUGGGCCAGCAAGUUAGACUUUAUCUUGUCUGUGGCCGGAGGCUUUGUCGGUUUAGGGAACGUGUGGCGCUUCCCGUACCUCUGCUAUAAGAAUGGUGGAGGUGCGUUUCUCAUCCCCUACACCAUCUUCCUGUUUGGUGGAGGCCUGCCGGUGUUCUUCCUGGAGGUGGCUCUGGGCCAGUAUACCUCUGAGGGAGGCAUCACCUGCUGGGAAAAACUCUGCCCCAUCUUCACCGGUAUUGGCUACGCCUCCAUUGUGAUCGUCUCUCUCCUGAACAUCUACUACAUAGUGAUUCUAGCCUGGGGACUCUACUACCUAUUCCAGUGCUUUCAGCCGGAGCUGCCAUGGGCCAAAUGCAAUCAGCCAUGGAACACAGCCCGGUGUGUGGAGGACACAUUCCGCAAGAACAAGACCCUGAUGCUUGCUGCCAACAUCACCAACUUCACCUCCCCCGUCACUGAGUUCUGGGAACGCAACGUGCUGAGCAUCUCUUCUGGGAUCGACGACAUCGGCCCCCUAAAGUGGGACCUAGCCCUAUGUCUCCUGGCAGUAUGGAUUGUCUGCUUUUUCUGCAUCUGGAAGGGAGUCAAGUCCACUGGGAAGGUGGUGUAUAUCACAGCAACUUUCCCUUUCAUCAUGCUUAUCGUGCUGCUGGUGCGUGGAGUGACUCUGCCAGGGGCAUCCGAAGGGAUCAAAUUCUAUCUCUACCCCAACAUGACCCGCCUACAGGACCCAGAGGUGUGGAUCGACGCGGGAACCCAGAUAUUCUUCUCUUACGCUAUCUGUCUGGGGGCUAUGACGUCACUGGGGAGCUACAACAAGUACAAAUACAACUGCUACAGGGACUGUUUGCUGCUGGGAGGCCUGAACAGCGGUACCAGUUUUGUGUCUGGCUUCGCAAUAUUUUCCGUCCUGGGCUUCAUGGCACAAGAGCAAGGGGUGGACAUUGCCGAUGUGGCAGAGUCAGGUCCUGGCCUGGCCUUCAUUGCUUACCCUAAGGCUGUGUCCAUGAUGCCCAUGCCCACGUUCUGGGCCAUCCUAUUCUUCAUCAUGCUUCUGCUACUAGGCCUCGACAGUCAGUUUGUGGAAGUGGAAGGACAGAUCACCUCCCUGGUGGAUCUGUAUCCAUCCGUCCUAAGGAUUGGUUACCGCCGUGAGAUCUUUAUAGCUGUGAUGUGUUGCAUAAGCUAUCUUCUGGGACUCACCAUGGUAACAAAAGGUGGCAUGUAUGUGUUUCAGCUCUUUGAUUACUAUGCAGCCAGUGGUGUGUGCCUUUUGUGGGUUGCAUUCUUUGAAUGUAUUGCCGUAGCCUGGAUUUAUGGUGCUGAUAAUUUCUAUGAUGCAAUUGAAGACAUGAUUGGCUACCGACCUAACCCGUGGAUGAAAUGGAGCUGGACAUUUAUCACUCCCGUCCUCUGUGCGGGUUGCUUUAUUUUCUCUUUGGUGAAGUACAAGCCCCUGACCUAUAACAAGGUGUAUGAGUACCCAGACUGGUCUAUUGGCCUGGGCUGGUCUCUGGCCCUCGCCUCCAUGAUCUGCAUCCCCAUGGUAAUGGUCAUCAAGAUCCUCCAGUCCGACGGACCACUUAUAGAGAGGAUUAAGGCAGUGGCGGCCCCAGUAAAGGGAGGUGCGAGUUCUCGCCCCAAAGAUUACAGCGUGAAGGGCAGCGAGCUUACCCGGCCUCUGAACCCCAAUGGGGACAACAUCCUGAUCAAGCCCACCCACACCAUUGUAGAAACAAUGAUGUGAGCACUCUCUGUGAGAGGAAAUACUGAUUGGCGUGCUGUCUACGUUAUUAUCAUUUAUUUGCUAACUUUGAUAGUGGUAGAACCAGGUUUACAUUGUUCUAUAUAUCCGCACUAGGAAUAUUCUGGUUUGGUUUCUAUGAUGAUGAUUGAGUUAUAUAUAUAUAUAUAUAUAUAUAGAUAUAUAUAUACUGUAUAUAUAUAUAUAUAUACACUGUAUAUAUUGCUGUUGGGUUGUUUUUUAUCUUGGUAAUUUUUUAUCAUAUUGUUGUUGUUACCGUUUUUGUUGGUGAUGUCAGUUUGGGCAGUAUUUUGACAUGACAUGAACAUGUUCUAUGUUAACUACCUUUCUGUUGAUUGUGGAACAUUUUCACUCAACAAAAAUACAGUAAACUGAAUGUGUAACUAAUCGUGUAACAUGUUAGGUAGCAAACUAUUAAGAUAAUAUCCUUAUGUUAUUGUGGCAGUAUCCUUGUCCGAGGUCAUUUGCAAUCUGCUGUCGACGCCAUUUGUUGUGAGAUGCAACUGAAUGAACCUUCUUUGCGCAAGCGACGGACGCUAGCCACUCACACCUGCUGGUAGAGUAGCCAUCUGUACCACCUAGGAUGAACAAGCGUUGGGCCAUUAACCAAAAGGUUGUUGGCUCGAAUCCCUGAGCUGACUAAGUGAAAAAUCUCUCAGCGUGCCCUCAAGCAAGGCACUUAACUCUAAUUGCUCCAGUAAGGCGCUCUGGAUAAGACCUAAAUGAGUCAAAUAUAAAUGUAACAUGCUGUGUAGAUAUAGUAGUUCAUAGGUAAGUCCUUAUGGCCAAAUACUGUACAAAAUGUUCCCGGAAGGAUAAGGUGUUCCUAGGAGGGAGGUGAGGAAGUGAAGGAGAAAAGGGAUGAAGCAUUUUAAGAGUAUUUGUACAUUGCCUAAGACCGUCACAGUCAGUCCCGGUGCAUUUAUUGAAACCUCUUUUUGCACUUUGCAACGUUGAGUUUCACCGUUAUUUUAGUGAUCUGUUACGAAAAUUGUCACAAAGAACCUGCAGUUACAUUUGCAACAUUCAUUUCAAAAGAAACACAAUAUAGCUUCACACCUUUGUGAUGUUAUUCAUAUCUAUCCGUUCAAACAUGAGCAUUAUACUGUCACUCACUUGCUAUAAAUAUAAAAUAUAAAAUAAAGGUGGAACAUUGCCAUGCACCAUUCUGUCUCUCUAUGCCUAAACCUGCAAUAGUUGUGAGAACCAUCAUUUUAUUGGAGCCCCAAAAAAUUACCUUGACAAAAUGAUUUCAAGAAUGUUUUGAAGUAAUAGUUCUUUCUCCAGUGAUCUCAUUUUAAUAGCAGUAACGGUCAGUAAAUAACUGUAUCAUACAACAUAUCCAUCAGACUCAAUUGUAUUUUAGUAUUUUACUUGUUUGUGAAUCACAUAUGCCUUUUUGUAUUAAGCAUUUUAUACUGUACAGCAUAUGAACACUGUCACUGAUGACCUAUUUCUUCUGAAUACAGUCAACAAUUCACAUUUAAUGUUAUGACCCUGAAUGAAAUUUGUAGUGUGCAAUAUUCAUCAAAUAAAAUGGCCUUUCCCACUCAAAUUAUUUCAGUUUGAAAACAGAUGUAAAAAUACUAAACAUGAUAUGUGACCAACAUACAUUUGAACGUCUAAAGUGAAAGUGAGAUUCCUUAACCCAAAGCACCUACAUGAACAUCCACAGUACAGUGCUUGGUCAACCAAAUUCCUUGUCCAGAAUUUUUUUUAAUACCUGUUGGAAAAUCAAGUGUAUUUUUUUGUCUAACAUCCAUCCCCCUUUGAGAUGCACCUUGCACCAUCUCUUCCUGGAUUGAAAAUAAACAUUUUUUCUUUA
This is a messenger RNA of Oncorhynchus kisutch (coho salmon), 3918 nucleotides long. Its product is annotated as sodium- and chloride-dependent taurine transporter-like. Gene Ontology annotation, cellular component: cell projection; plasma membrane. Gene Ontology annotation, molecular function: gamma-aminobutyric acid:sodium:chloride symporter activity; taurine:sodium symporter activity. The record is from RefSeq and is a predicted model, not a curated record. Bases 105 to 2075 code for a protein of 656 amino acids. NCBI's taxonomy places the organism in Eukaryota, Metazoa, Chordata, Actinopteri, Salmoniformes, Salmonidae. Gene Ontology annotation, biological process: taurine transmembrane transport; sodium ion transmembrane transport; amino acid transport. The transcript is spliced from 14 exons.